UGCGUGCAUACUGUCAGCAGCUCGGUCUCGGUCCUGCUUUCUUCGUCUCACUCAUCUGGUCUGAUAGUCUUGUGGUGUCAGUCCAGUUGGUAACAGGCUUUCGAAGUGAAUGGCGCGUUGAGAAGAACUGCAGUUUGUUCUCAGUAUUCUGUCUUUCCCUUCUGCAACCGCGACGUGAACGUGUCAGAUUGUUUUUGCACAAAUUCAGUGUUCUUGACAAAGAAGAAGAGAUCGUCAGACAAUCAUCAUUGUCAUUAUUUGCACAACGCUACGUUGUCGGUCGAUUGUUAUGGAGUCCGUCGACAGAAUUAUUUGACCUACGGGAACGACUCCAGGCUCGUUGGUGGGAUUGUGUUACUGUCUCGCGUAAGCGCUGCAAAUUGGCAUGCACUGCCUAGGUGCGAUGACAGGAGGCACCUCUAGUCCAAACGGGGCUGGGGGCCAAGGUGGUGUUCUUAGCAUGUUUCGAGCCCUUGGAGUCCUUGUAUGCGAGGGAAGGAUUCAAGGCCCUCCGCGUGGUUACAAAGAGGGCCCGCACUGCGCACCGCCUAUGCAGGCGGUUCCAAACGAUCACGUGUGCGAAGAGACCAGCUAUCUGUGCAAUCGAUAUCGAGUAUUAGUUCAGGAGAUCACGGAACACUUCGCUAUCGGAUCAUAUCUUUGUGUGGAAGUACUUUUGUGCAGCGAUUGUCCAUGCGGUUUAGCCAAAUCUAUUUGCAAACAUCCCGCAUAUUCUAUGCCGUCCUUAUCCAUCUCGCCAUGGCAGAAAUGUGCUUCGGAGAUGUUGCUAGAGUAUUGGUGCAUUUGCAUUGUACCGAGCAAGAAUCCAGAGCCGAUGAAUUUUCACGGAUUAUAUCAAGCAGUACGUUCGCGAUUGCAUUUCAGUCAAGUCGCAGCGUGGUGGUCACGCAGCAACGGCGCGGACCCAAGCUACAUAGCCACCCGGAUCGUACCGCACAACGAAGACAAUCUUACUAAGUUUUGUGAAACUCCAGUGGAGCACACUUUUCCUCAGGCUGGUAACGGCGAUGGAAAUUCCAUUAAGGUGACCGUGUGGGCUCUGCCACGGAUGGAGGAAGUACCUGUGCUUGCAUGUUCUCUGCAUCCAAAGACGGAAAAAGAUGAAGAAGAAAUUGCGAGGGCGUUAACGCCUACCAAGAGUAUUCCAAUAGGAUCCGUCGAUGUACAAAAUACUGAGAAUCUUGUUUUGCCUGCUUUGGUGGACGAUAGAUUACAGACUACUUGUAAUAAAUCUGGCAAGCACGAUUGUCGCUGUGAGGAAGAAGAUGCUUCACCUUUGUCGCCCACCAUCAGAACUAACGGUGAGCGGAAACGUCGUCGGUCGCUUCCUUGUGGACCAGCUGAUAAUCCUAUAACUUCGCAACCUGCGCCACUGCCGUCUCUUCAAGAAGGCAUUCCGCAGAAGCAUAAUAUUAAUUUGAACUUAACUAAAGGUUUGACCGAGAACAACGCGGCGUCGCGGACUAAUAAAAAUAGAUCAGAAAACAGAAAUGAAGUAAGGACUUGCAACAAUUUAAAUUCAGAUUCAGAUCACCUGGAACGAUGGUUCAAACUGCAACUGAGGAUUGACGAGCGCGAAAGCAACAUAGAAAAACGUUGCAAACGAACAUCUAUAGAAAUUCCAACAGAGAUUGCUCACUCGAAAAGUAACAUCAAUAGAAACGAGGAGAGCUAUAAUAAUAUCGUUAAAAAUUCGACCUAUAACGGAAAAGAAUCUGGCAGUUCGUCAACAAUGAUAUCUAUAACAAAAAGUGGUAGUCUAUUAGAUAAUUUUGCUCCCACCGGUUUUCGUUCCUUUGUCUCAUCUUGGCAAACUAGUAAUAUAAACAGUAAAUUUCAAAGUUUUCGUAGUAGAGAAGAAGAACAACAACAAAUGCAUUUUAAUGUUCCCGGGGAAAGUUAUAAGCCACUAAUCAUCAAAGAUGCAUCUAAUCAUGCUCCGAUCGACCCUUAUGCUCAGCCUAAUCCUUUUCACGAGUCAAAUCCCGGGCCUUCGACGCAAAAGUGGACACAGAAGUUUGACAAUUCCGCUUGUACUGUGCACCAGAGUUGCUCGAAAAAUGUUAACAAAGUUACCGCGGAGACGCAGAUAUCGACCGAUCAGGAAGUCAACAAUGAGGACAAUAUCGUCAAGAAUGGACAAAGAAAAGCUGGUAAGCCAGAUUUUAGUCAAUUGAUGUGGAAGCUAACAAUUCCUGAGGAGAAGGAUAAACGGGAAGAGGGAGGAUUGCUAGAUUGGUUCAGUAAAGUACCCGGAAGAGUGCUAGGUGUCGCGGCUACAAAAGGUUACGUCGAUAGCAAAAUGAAGAAUAGAUGUUUUAAUCAGCCAAUAGAACAUACGAACGGGCAAAACGGCACCAACGAAAUUAAAUUUAAAAACUGCAAUCUAGAGCUGAGUCAACGGGAAGUCGAUGAAGUAUUGGCGGUACUGCGAGCAAGAACACCAUCAGGACGUAGAAGACCGACUAUCAAGAAUGUAAGAAAACGCGGAGAGAGAUUCGAGAAAAGCGGUGACCAUAUAGUGGAGAAGGUUCUAGCAAAGUGUACGAUUUUGGAAGAAGAAAUAAUCCGUGAUAAUUCAACGAAUCGUCACGUUGAAACUUGCCAAGUUCAGACGCCAAAAUUCUGUGAGAAUUGUAAUCGCGGAUUGUGCAAAAAGAUAGAUCAUCAGGUGCCUGAGGAGCAGCCGAGUUUGGAUCGGAUCUAUUAUGACAAAAACGUUUAUCAGCCCGCGCAUUCGAAAUUUCCUGGAAACACUAACAGAUCGAACGAGAAAGCGGAAACACGCGCGAGCGAUGAUACAGAUUGCUUGCGGACUAAAGCGGACAUGUUACUUGGAGCUAUUCUGCGGACCAGCAGGGACCGAAAGGACCUGUCAGAUGAUUCAUCAAAUGGGACCAGAACGACUAGCAUUGAUGAGGAUAGCAGUGACGACGAUUUUCAUUCCUCGAACAUGGAGAAGUUCGAUCAACAGGACCACAAAAUAAUUUCCUCGUCUAACGACGAAGAGAAAUCUCUACCGCUAAAUAAAAAAUUCAGCAGGUUUCGGCAGCUAUUUAAAAAAGAAGUAGAUAAGAGGAUCGCUAUGAUUUCGGACGAAAAUUCUCUUUCCUCACUGGAAACAUCGCCGAACUUGACACCACCGCAACGCUUUAAUUCGUCAUUGUUUCGCUAUAACAACGAACUGCCGAAUCUACAUAACGCAAGGAUUAACAAGGCAAGACGGCAAAUCGAUUUUACAAAUUUAUCAGAAAUUACGGAGAAAAAAGAGGAUGGUACAUUAAUUCCGAAGCUCAGUACAAAAAACGCACAUCAAAAGUUAGUACGCAAAACGCAUAGUACAAAUUAUAACGAGCGUGAGUGCGAUUCCGCGGGCCUAAACAACCAGCAGAAUCAUUGCGACAGCAGACGGCUGCUUGAAGAUACAAAGGAAUCUUCUGAGAACGAGGAACGAGACGAGAAUGCAAAAAAAGAGAUGAUUUCUGUUCUUCAGAAGAACAAUUUAACUACAUCAACUACACCGCAAUGCGGACAUUCGUCUUCCAAGAUACGUAACAACAAUCACAAGGACGGUAUCGCAGAGACGGGAGACGACGAGACUGUCGACAAGAGCGUGCCUUCAGCCCUCGAGCAGGAGAAAUUCCGCAGAUCUCUAGAGAACGCGGCAUCGAUGGUGUUUCAUAGUAGAACUGGUCUGCCGUUGACGUCUAGUCCGGCGCCAUUAAGAAGAGGCAGCUGUUGUUUUGACUACGAUAGCAGCUUGAACUCGGUCUCUUCCAAAAGAAACGCGUUGUUCGAGUUGAAUACGCCGCCGAGUCCGGGCGCGGUCUCACUGGAGGAAACCGAUCGUGAGGCGGAAACCGCCGGCGAUAGCGAGGAGACGCUUAAAAGACGUUCCAGCUCCCGCCAUCGACCGCAGAGUCACGCUCUUCUAGGCAGCUUCGAAGAAUCGGCAUUAAACGGCAGGCUUGAACCGGUAUCCACGGUUCACGGUUUCACAGCAGAACUUGGGGCCAGCGGAUCUUUCUGUCCAAAACACCAGAAACUUCCAGUCACCGUGUUUUUCUACACGCUCGGUGACAAUGACAAAGUCUCCACGCCAUACCUUGCUCAUAUUAAUCUAGAGAAAAAAGGCUAUCAAGUACCAAGAAGUGGUACCAUUCAAGUGACUCUUCUUAAUCCACUGGGUACAGUUGUUAAAAUGUUUGUAGUAUUGUAUGAUCUUUCCGACAUGCCGCCGCGAUCUCACACUUUUUUACGUCAAAGAACAUUGCGGGACAAAACAUUGCGCUACCUCGUUCACCUUAGAUUUAUGUCUAGUAAGUCAGGUCGAAUUUAUCUUCAUACGGAUAUUCGUAUGAUUAUCUGCCGUAAAUCCGACGUGGACACGGCGUCGGACUUAGGUUCAGAGCCGCCAAAAGAACUCAGGAGCUACACUCACGGUCCUACAAAUCCGAAAUUUUCGCCGAGGUGCUGAGCCACGUGGUACUUUCCAUGGGGUUGUUGUCAAUCGUUCCGCCCGUCUAGUCCCCUUCAAAUCGAAGUGUAAUGAAUAUAAUAAGAGAUAUACUAAUUGCAAACCAAAUUGUAUUCUUUAACCCUUUGCGAUUGAUAUAAUAAUUACUUCUCGUGUUGACAAAAAUAAUAUAAUAGAAAGAUGUUCUUUAUUAUAAUUUACCAAGAGAAAUAGGAUAUGUACAGUACCCUCUAUAAAUUUGAGAACAUCCUGUCUUACAGGCAAACAAUCGCAUAACAGCGAUUUGCGCAUAUUUUUUGUUUGAAUACAUUGUAAGACGUCCAAAUGAUGAUAAACAUUUUUAUCUAGGACACUUAUGAGCUUGUAUAUGCCAAAAAUAUAUCAAUCAUUCCGUGGCAUCCUGUUUGCGUUGUAAAUACAGAGAAAUAGUACAUUGUUUGAAGUUGUUUAAUUAUAGUUUCUAUAAAAGUGGUAAACUAUUUGAGUCGCAGGCUGAUUUCAGACUCCGUAAAAAUUGUAAAAAAAUCUACUAGUAUUGAAAAUAAAUUAAUCGCAAAACAAGUAACAAUAGACAAACAAUAAACUAGCGCGCGAAAUUCACCUGAGUUCUUUGAUGCCACGAAAUAAUUGGCCGAUACAUUUUCAGCAUAUACAAGCUAAUAAGUGUCUUAGAUAAAAAUGUUUAUCAUUAUUUCAGACGCCUUACAAUGUAUCUAAACUAAAAACAUGCACAGAUUGCUGUCAUGCGAUUGUUUGGUUGUAAAAUGUAAAGUGUUUCCAAAUUUAUAGAGGAUACUGUAUAUACAUAUAAUAAUACUUGGUGUGUGUGUGUAUGUGUGUGCGCGCGCGUGUGUGUGUGUCAAGUAUUAUUUCGUUCAAAAUUAUCUCAGAUCGCAAAAGAUUAAGGAGGAGGGGCUGAAUAAAAAAGUAGAGCAAAAAACCUUGAAUGAUUAUAAACAGAUUAACUGCUCGUGUUGGAAUAUUGUGCGUAAUGUAUUCUUUUUCUGUUUUUUUUUUACAUCCAAGGUAUUUGCAUUACUCGACAAAAAAAUAAAUUUUUCUAUUUUUUGCAUUUCGGCAAUUAAGUUCCAACACGAAUGGUUUUAUUUGAAACAUUCGAAAUUGCGAUUAUACUCCCGAUAUAUAAUUUUGCUGUGUAUGGUUUGCACUUGCAAUAUAGAAUGCAGCAUAUGCCUAUAUAGACAUAACAUGGGUUAUAACUGGACGUUAUAACUCCAUGUGAUGUCCAAUGAUCAUUUAAUAGAGGUUUAUAUAAAAUAUAUGUUUUGUGUGAGAUGUAUACAUUAUUAAAACUACACUAUUAGUUUGCAUAGUUUCAAUUUAUACAUUUAGUUUCAAUUGCUACAUUUUUGUUUUAUAUCAUAAUGAUAGUAAUAUUUUAUAGUUGGAAAGGUUUAUUGCAUUAAAACUUUACGAUUAGUCUUUGUGUUUUGUAAUCCAAUAUAUAAUAAUGGUAAUGAAAAUUGGUUAACUCACAAGUAAGAAUUUACUUCAGUCUUUAUCUUGUACGUCUAUUGUAAUCACUACUAUAAUGCAUGCUGCUAACCAUAUUUGAUACGGAGUUAUCGCAAGUGGACGAUCUCGCGUUGUGGGAGGCCAUUUUCUCAAUUUAUUACUGUAAAUAUAGUCAUAGUGUAGAAAGUAAGUUGACUAAGAAUUUUUUUAAGCAGGAUAAUACUGCCAUUGUGUGUGUAGUACUUUACGUUAAAACAAAGAAAAGUGAUAUAUAUAUAUGGAAAAACGCGUUGAUGAAUUCAGUCUUUUGCUUGAAUUAGACAUGAAUAUAUCAGAUAGAUUACAAUACACAUAAACAAAUAGCACGUGCAAUGACAAGUACAAAAAGUUCUUUGUGUGUGUUCAUGUUCUCGUAAUGGAUAAAUUUUUGAUGAGACGUAGCAGAGAAUCCGUAGAAGAAAGGUCAAAAGUUUUUUUUCCAGAGAACAAAUGUGAUUAUUGCGAUUUACAUUAGUGUAAUUCAUUCUUUCUCUUUUAAAAUUCUAUUAACGUGAACGACUAGAGCUUGUGACAGUUUUUUCCAGAAGCAAAAAAAUUAUUACACACGUGUAUGUAUAUAUUAUAUAAAAUCAGAACACACUUUUGUGUCCGUAGCACUGUGAUGAAUAUUUUGAUAGACUAUGAAAAAGAGUAAUUAUACUUAUUAUUAUAGAAUAACUUUCUGAGUAGUGAACAUGUUGUAGAUGUAAUUAAUUUUACUAAUACGUAAAAAAAAGUACGAAAAAAGUAUAAACGUACAUAAUAAUAAAUUAAAUAAAAUAAUAAUAAUAAUAUUUAGCCGCAAAGUUGAUACACCCGUUUUAGAGCAAAAUCGUUCAAAGCAAACAAAACGUAACGCUCACGUUUUCCUUUAUUUUUCUAAUGCCUUUCACUCUAAAAAAUAGCGCUCUUCUAUUUAUGACUUACCUCACAUACAAAGAGCUUGUUCAAAAACUAAUUUACGACUCUUACCUUUUUACAUACAAAGACACUAAAAUGUGCAACAGUAAUAUCGAUUCAACAUGGAAUAAACAUGCAAAAUACAUUUUCCAGAAGGCUCUUUAUUAGGGCUAGAAAUAACAGUCGUAACUAGGAUGUACAAAAAAGGAAAAAAAAGAUACUGUAUAUAUAAAAAAGAAUUAUUUUCACUCGU
Molecule: messenger RNA, 7166 nt
Organism: Pseudomyrmex gracilis
Lineage: Eukaryota; Metazoa; Arthropoda; Insecta; Hymenoptera; Formicidae
Gene: atos
Product: protein FAM214A
Exons: 9
Coding region: 386-4498 (1370 amino acids)
Source: RefSeq, a predicted model, not a curated record